CUUGUACAUGCGUUUGAAACGCUCGCACUGAGCGCAUCCAUAGGCCGGCGUAACGGCGGGAGCAAAUAGGUGCUGAGAGGCGGCCCAAGAUGGCGGAUACGUCCAUCUUUGAAGUCGCGCGUGCGACACACGAGGAGAUCGAGCGGUAUGAGCAGGCUGCGGUCGAUCUGCUCAUGUCCUCGUCCUCCUCAUCAACGCUGGGGCACAAGGAGCAUCUUAAGCGCGAUCACAAGAUCUCUGAGCUGCUGGAUCGAAUCGUCAGUCGGAAGCAGUACCUCAAGGAGCUAUAUGCCGACGUCAAUGGCGAAAGGACUCGCGAGCUUGAGCAGCUCUCCUCGACCACCAUUUCUGGUGCUGUCGACCCGUUUGGCGAGUUCUACAAACGGCUCAACAGGAUCAAAGACUACCACCGCAAGUAUCCUCAAGCCGCGCCCGAAACUUUCGUCGUGGAUUUCACAUCGCUAGAGUCUUCCUCGGGUUUGCCUAGCGAAGGGGCCAGCGGCAGCGCAGAGAUUGCCGCCGCCGCAGCUGGCCUGGGUGGCCUUGACUUUGUCGACCGCAUGUUCUCAGGCGAGGAGUCAUCUGGUCGAUUCAUGGACCUGUACACGCAGCAUGAUAUGUACAUGAACCUUAAGGGUGUCAAGCGGCUACCCUACGUGGUAUACCUCGAUCACUUCGACAAGCUCUCCGGCGAGGAGUCCCGGAUACCUCACGAGGCUAAACGGACUGAAGCAUAUCGCAAGUAUCUCAGCUCUCUUAAGUCGUACCUUGCAACUUUUUUGCGCAAGACGCGCCCUCUCGAAGAUGUGGAUGUGGUGGAAGAGCGAGCACUGGCCACAUUCGAAGAAGAUUGGGCGGCUGGCACAGUGCCUGGGUUGGGCAAAGAUGUACAGCCCACGGCCGCGUCAGAAUCAAAGGCUGCUAUGGCUGGAAAUGCUAUGAGCAUAGAUGGUCAAGGCAUCUGGUGCGAAGCGUGCAGACGCUUUUACUCGAAGCAGACAGUCUACGACGCUCAUCUCAAGUCUCCUAAGCACCAAAAAGCAGCAGGACGACUAGCUGCGGCUGCUGGUGCAGACACGAAUGGCGAGGGAAAUUCUAAUGGUUCAGGAGUCGGUAAAAGCAAACAAACAUCUGGUGCAGGCUCAGACGAAAAGGUAAAGAUAACAGUGCGCCUAGAGCUGCUAGUGCAAGCAUAUGCAAAGGAGCUCGACUCCAUUCGCAACGAGACCAAGUCAAACGUUGAGCGACGUGCAGCCCUGACAGAACGCGAGCGUCAAGCGGAAGCGGAGCGCGCAGAGGAGGAAGCGAAUAAUCCCGACGCAGCUGGAGCGGCCGAGUCGGCCGUAGCUGCCGUCGACGAAGACGGAGAGGACAACGAGAAGAUUUACAACCCAUUACGAUUACCUCUCGGGUGGGACGGUAAGCCAAUCCCGUAUUGGCUGUACAAACUUCACGGACUCGGGGUCGACUAUAAGUGCGAGAUUUGCUCGGACUAUGUCUAUCAAGGGCGGAAGAACUUUGAGAAGCAUUUCCAAGAGAGUCGACAUGCUUUUGGCAUGCGAGCUCUCGGCUUGCCAAACACAAAGCAUUUCCAUGAAAUUACCAAAAUACCCGAUGCGCUGGCUUUGGCCGAUAAACUCAAGAAGCAAGGACGCGCACUGGCGGAGGAGCAGGGAGAUGCAGAGGAGGUCGAAGACGAGCACGGAAAUACGUAUUCGCGCAAGACGUAUGACAUGAUGAAGAGACAAGGGCUGCUCUGAAGGCUUAGUCCUUCAUGUAUUAUGCUACAAAAGCACGUCUGACUCGCAUUGUC
This is a messenger RNA of Tilletiaria anomala UBC 951, 1813 nucleotides long. RefSeq lists its product as uncharacterized. Gene Ontology annotation, cellular component: spliceosomal complex; nucleus. Gene Ontology annotation, molecular function: RNA binding; zinc ion binding. NCBI's taxonomy places the organism in Eukaryota, Fungi, Basidiomycota, Exobasidiomycetes, Georgefischeriales, Tilletiariaceae. Bases 90 to 1760 code for a protein of 556 amino acids. The transcript has 3 exons. The record is from RefSeq and is a predicted model, not a curated record. Gene Ontology annotation, biological process: mRNA splicing, via spliceosome.